Molecule: messenger RNA, 4583 nt
Organism: Peromyscus eremicus (cactus mouse)
Lineage: Eukaryota; Metazoa; Chordata; Mammalia; Rodentia; Cricetidae
Gene: Klf7
Product: KLF transcription factor 7
Exons: 4
Coding region: 1-849 (282 amino acids)
Biological process (GO): regulation of transcription by RNA polymerase II
Molecular function (GO): DNA-binding transcription factor activity, RNA polymerase II-specific; RNA polymerase II cis-regulatory region sequence-specific DNA binding
Source: RefSeq, a predicted model, not a curated record
AUGACGGAGGGCUUGGACAGUGACAAGAAGACAUGCCUGGAGUUGGAACGCUACCUCCAGACAGAACCCCGACGGAUCUCUGAGACCUUUGGUGAGGACUUGGACUGCUUCCUCCAUGCCUCUCCUCCCCCGUGCAUUGAGGAAAGCUUCCGGCGCCUAGACCCCCUGCUGCUCCCAGUGGAAGCCGCCAUCUGUGAGAAGAGCUCCGCAGUGGACAUUUUGCUCUCUCGGGACAAGUUGCUAUCUGAGACCUGCCUCAGCCUCCAGCCAACCAGCUCUUCUCUAGACAGCUACACAGCGGUCAACCAGGCCCAGCUCAACGCAGUGACCUCAUUAACGCCCCCCUCAUCCCCUGAGCUCAGCCGCCAUCUGGUCAAAACCUCACAGACUCUCUCAGCCGUGGAUGGCACGGUGACGUUGAAACUGGUGGCCAAGAAGGCUUCCCUCGGCUCGGUGAAGGUGGGAGGGGCGGCGGCAGGGGCGGCGGCGGCGGCGGCAGCCGUGACACCAGCUGGAGCAGUUAAGAGUGGACAGAGCGACAGUGAACAAGGAGGGGUAGGGGCUGACACCUGCCCCGAAAACAAGAAGAGGGUCCACCGCUGUCAGUUUAACGGGUGCCGGAAAGUUUAUACAAAAAGCUCCCACUUAAAGGCCCACCAGAGGACUCACACAGGUGAGAAGCCUUACAAGUGCUCAUGGGAAGGAUGCGAGUGGCGUUUUGCACGGAGCGAUGAGCUCACAAGGCACUACAGGAAACACACAGGUGCAAAGCCCUUUAAGUGCAACCACUGUGACAGGUGUUUCUCCAGGUCUGACCAUCUUGCUCUCCAUAUGAAGAGACAUAUCUAAACAAAACAAAACAAAAACAAAAAACAAAAGUAACCAACAACAACAAAAACAACGAAACACCGUCAAGGCCAGAGUUGCCAUGGCAUCAGCCAGUGUCCGAAGGAAAGGCCGUGAGGCAGAGGGCUGGACUUCAGGCGGGGGGCGCUGCCUCGCAGAAGAAAGUUCUCGCUUACAAACCUCUGUGUACAUACUUGUACACGCACACGUACACACACCCUCUCACACACAGACCCACACACAGACCCACUGUCAUGCACUCAACUAUAUUUAAAGUAUAUACGUCUAUUUCUUAUGCCUUGCCCUAGCCAGAUGGUAGAAGACGAAGAAGAAGGAAGGCAGGCGAACUCAGCGAGGCGCUGGAUGCCGACUCCAGCACUAUUGGAAUUACUUCCCGCUGUUACCGAUGGAAAAAGAAAAGAAAAGAAAAGCAAAUGGAUGUCUCCAUGGUGGCCGGCAGUACGAGGGGCUUACCUAACUCUGCUUCUCAGUGCAACUUGAUAAGAGAAUCCAACAUCUCACGGUUGCACAUGUGUAGCACUAACGUUUCUUUUUAAGUAGUUGGGGGAAAUUGACCUAGAAAACCAAAUUGCAGUUUGGUAGCCAAACUUAACUCCUGGUUUAUUUGUCCUUUGUGUGUGAAAAGUCCUACUAUUCCGUGCGUCACACUUCCUCCCGGAACUGUCGGUCGGUUUUGGUUCUUCUUAGGACCACUGAGAUCUCUGGAGUCGGUACCAACGGCCUUAGCGCGCGGCAGACUGUGGAUUCACAUCUUACACCUUUCUGGCCUGCAUCUCUCUAGACUUCACUCUCAAGGGAGGAAUUUUCUUUUCUUACCUUUUUGACUCUCGCACAUCAUAUGCACUAGGGAUUCUGGAAACUUCUAGCAUGACUGCAAAGUGGCCAAGAGAACAAAGUCCUUGAUGAUAAGUCACAGUACACCCCUUGAGCCUCACCUCCUUGCCAGUGCUAGAUUUUUUCUUUUUAAUCUCUCUGAUUUUUGCUAAUGGAAACUUGAAAAAGAAAGAAAAAAAAAAAAAAGCUUAUUUGGAAGCUUAAAUGUUUUAUCUUUUCUCCAUGGACUAAACCUCUCCAGGACUCUCCCGGAACCUGGAUGUCCAGCUCUCGAAGCAGCCAAUCAGAUGGGACAUCACAGUUCUCUCAUCCCUCCUUGAGGCGUGAUGACCUCAGCUCACAGUGAGCAGCUGCUGUGCUGUGUCACCACGCUAACCAGUUACAGCAUAGAUGUCACUAGUCUCAAAGGGCGGCUGCGCAUUUACUCUAACUCUGGGUUAUGACCUGACAAAAAGCCAAAAAUAAUCACUCUGUCCAGGAGUGGAGGAAUCUGAGGGUGCCUCCCAAGUCUAGAGGCUUCACAAAACAUCAUCCCAUCCCUUCCCUCUUACCCACUGAGCUCGUGGUACCCACUUGUUAAAAUACAUAUUUCAACAUCCCAUUGUGGGAGUGAAGGCUGUCCAUGUAGGAAAGGAUGGAGGUGUCUCUCUUGUGAUGUGUCUAGGGUUUGAGGCGGGUGCUUUCUUUGGGGGGAGGGGAACUGGUUCUUUUGGCUAGGCCCACCAUGGCUUGUGACCUAAAGCACCCAGGAUCAAUAGAGGCCUCAUAUUUACUCUGAAAGCUGACUCCAAGGAGAUUGUAUUGCUCACUUGCAUUUCACACACAUACAUCCAAUGUUGAUUUCUAUCUUCCCGAAUUCUUAGCUAGCUGGCACUGGUCUAAACUCCAAAGACUGCCUUUAGGACCAUCAAAUGUCCUAUGCAAGCAAGCGGGGUGGUUAUUAGGGCAGAUUGUAUAUUUUGUAUAUUCUGGGACCAUCCCUUCAAGACAUGUCUAACAAACAAAAAAAUGGCAUUUGGUCCACACAUGGUUGCUGCUCCUGCAUACCAGCGGGCUCCCUCCCACCCUCCUCUGACGGCUUGACUCAUUGACUGUUAAAAUGCGACCCCAUGCAUAUUUGGGAUGCAAAACUGAAGUCUUUGAAAGGAAAUCAUAGUAACAAUAUAAGCCACACAGACACACAAUGACAGCAACCUUCAGGAUCCUUGACGCUUGGGUUCUCAGCUUUCUACAACUUUUGUUUCACUGAAAUGUUGAAUCUGCUCGUCUGAGGGUGAAGGGACCUCUUUGUCACAAAUGCUAUAGCUUCCAGUUGGACACUUGGAGCAUUUUGAGGUCCGGCCUUUAGAAUUUUCUUUUUUCUUUUACUUCUUUUUUUAUUUCAAUUUAGACCAAAAAUAAAUAAUAAUAAUAAUAAUAAAAAAGAAACCACCCUGAACACACACACACACACACACACACACACACACACACACACACACACACUCCAUUUGCCAGAAGCAAUUAUGUAUAUGUUAGUUGGAGGGUAUUAAAGAAAAAAAAAGAAAUCUGUUUUAUUCCAAAGAUUUAAAAGUGGACAUGACUUAGAUACUGGAGCACUGCUUACUGACAAUCUCAUUCUCUCCUACAUUUGAGUGCAUUUUGCAGCCAGUCCAUCAGGGCAAACCAUGGGAUUAUAUUUGAAUGUGUGGUGCAUCCUUUUCGGAUGAAGGAUGUGUGAGGGACCUUGAACCUCAGCUGUAUGGAACUGUAGCACCUCCAGUCCGUGCACUAGAUGAAACUUUAGACUACCCGAAUUCUGUUGCUUUGUUUCUUUCCCCUUUCUGCAGCCCCCAGCAUGAAUGCACGCACACGCCAGGGAUGGCAUUAAGCCAUGGCUGCCACGAUUUACCGAUGUUCUCUCCCAGGCUGGGGCUGCUCUUGCUCUCAAAAUGUUACUACUAAGGUUUAUAGUACUUAAUUUAAAUUUUGUACGGAUCAAUGCAAGGCUCUAUUUAAAAAGGAAAAAAAAAAGAGAAAAAGAAAGAAAGAAAAAAAAUACGCAAAAGAGUAAUCGUUGCUCUCUGUCCCUCGUCACGCGUGGUUUCAUUGGAAUGUGGCGGAACAAAGGCUCCUUGGUCCUCUUUGGUGUCGGAAAUGUUUGGUAAUUUCUCUUUUGUAUCAGUGAGGUCCUUUGUAAUCUGCUCCUGUCCUCUCUCGGAGCAGGGUGCCCUGAGAUGCCAUGAUGGUGCUUGCUUGCUUCAGAGUCCUUUGCUGACUGUGGGAAUUGGCCUGAGAAUUUGGUAGGUGCUAAGCACGUGGCUUUGAAUCUGUUCUUCUUGAGCCCCACUGGACACCUGUGGAGGAUAACCGGCCCUCAGCGUGGAGUGGGCAGCCCUUGGACCUUUUAGAAAUAGGUUUGUGAGAAACCAUCAGUCCUUUCUCAAAUUGCAGAGGUGGUCUCUUGGAGCCUCUGGAGGCAGGGGAAGCAGGUUUUCCAAGAAAUGACCUCAACAUAUAUUUUGCUCCCAGGAGGACUGGUUAUCUGGAAUGAUGUAAUGGACAUUGGAAACACAAAAUCCCUUUCACUAUUUAAAACAUUACCUCCCAGCAGUCCAAGGGAUCUCAAAUUUGAAAGGACAAACUUGGCAUAGUGUGUCAUAGGCUGUCCUCGGGCACUCUAUCCAGGGUCCAGAGUUGGCUGCGUAGAAGACGUGUUUAAAGCCACUGGCGUUUUCUUUACUUCAAAUUACGCCUCUGUCUCCUCCACAAGACCGUCAGGGAUGUGGAGACCUGACGUUGUAAUGCUGCUCCUUGCUCCUGGCCUCCUGGCCUACUGUCGGCUCACUGGCCCAGCUUCAUGCCUCACGGUGAUGAGCAUUUUGUCCAGGAAAAAAAAAAGA